Molecule: messenger RNA, 1182 nt
Organism: Arabidopsis arenosa
Lineage: Eukaryota; Viridiplantae; Streptophyta; Magnoliopsida; Brassicales; Brassicaceae
Source: the annotation of a GenBank genome assembly
UUUGUGAUUAUACUGAUCAUGUAAUGACAACUAUCUCAUACAUUACGUUAUUAAACCGUGGAUCAGACUGAAGCUUCUUCAUCAGCAGAUUAGACUAAACUGUGUGGCAAAACAAUGGGUAGAUCGCCGUGUUGUGAUAAGGCCGGGUUGAAGAAAGGGCCUUGGACACCAGAAGAGGAUCAGAAACUUCUGGCUUAUAUUGAAGAACAUGGCCAUGGAAGCUGGCGUUCUUUGCCUGAGAAAGCCGGUCUCCAAAGAUGCGGAAAGAGUUGCAGACUCAGAUGGACUAACUACCUAAGACCUGACAUCAAGAGAGGCAAAUUCACUGUACAAGAAGAACAAACCAUCAUUCAACUCCAUGCUCUCCUCGGAAACAGGUGGUCAGCGAUUGCAACUCAUUUACCAAAAAGGACAGACAACGAGAUCAAGAACUACUGGAACACACACUUGAAGAAACGUCUGGUCAAAAUGGGGAUAGAUCCAGUGACCCACAAGCACAAAAACGAGACACUUUCGUCUACCACAGGUCAAUCCAAGAACGCAGCCACACUUAGUCAUAUGGCUCAAUGGGAGAGUGCUAGACUCGAAGCUGAAGCAAGGCUAGCUAGAGAAUCAAAGCUUCUCCAUUUACAGCAUUACCAAAACAAUAACCUUAACAAAUCAGCUCCUCAACAACAUUGCUUCACUUAUAAAACAUCAACAAAUUGGACUAAACCAAACGAAGGAAACGGAGAUCAACAGCUUGAAUCUCCGACAUCGACGGUGACAUUCUCCGAGAAUCUUCUCAUGCCUUUAGGAAUCCCGACGGAUAGCAGAAAUAGAAACAAUAACAAUGAAUCCUCUGAGAUUCCGGCGAUGAUUGAAUUCGCCGUCUCUUCCUCAACCUCCUCCGAUGUGAGUCUGGUCAAAGAACACGAACACGACUGGAUUAGGCAAAUCAACUGUCCUAGUGGAGGAAUAGGAGAAGGAUUCACGAGCCUUCUGCUCGGUGAUUCAGUCGGCCGGAUUUUACCCACCGGGAAAAACGAAGCGACGGUCGCCGGAGCCGGCGUGGUGAAUGAGAGUGAGUAUAAUUACUAUGAGGAUAACAAGAAUUACUGGAAUAGCAUUCUCAACUUGGUUGAUUCUUCACCGUCCGAUUCCGCCACGAUGUUCUGAUCUAAGGGUCUAUAAUUAUUUCUC